AGCAUUACUUUGUCAACUAUACCAAGUUUAGGAUUUCAAAGAUUCCACAAAUUGAAAAAUAUCAAUUAAACUAGCUUAAAAACCACAAAAUUUGAAGACAUUAAUGAUGAUUUUUCAUCUAUUAUGCUUAUUUACUCUUCUAUCCACAUCAUUCUCCGCAAAAUUAAACAGAAUGUAUGGUGGACAAGAAGUAAGCAUAGAACAAGUUCCAUUUCAAGUUGCAAUUCUUACAAAUUCACGCUUUUGCUGUGGUGGAUCAUUAAUAUCAUGGAACUUCGUCCUGUCUGCUGCUCAUAAUUUUGGAGAUAGCUAUAACCCCGAGCAUUAUUCUGUUAAAGUAGGAACGAGUGUCCUUAAUGAUGGUAGUGGAUUGACAAUAAAUGUUAAAAGAAUUAUUACUCAUCAUAAAUACAACGAACAUAAAAUUGACUACGAUUUCGCCUUAAUGCAAUUGGAAGAUGUUUACGAAUUUCCAAAAGUUGUACAAUUUGCAAGACUUCCAUCAAUUUUCGAUAAACUUUUUGAUGGAGAUGAAGUUUUUGUUAGUGGAUGGGGAAUGACAGAAACUGGAAAAUCAUCGGAUGUUCUUCUUGGUGGAACUGCAAAAAUUUUCAACUUUGAAAAAUGUUAUGAAGCAAAUGCUGGAUUUUUAACAUCAAGAAUGAUUUGUGCUGUACAUGAAAAUGGAGUAACAAGUCCAUGCAUAGGUGAUAGCGGUGGACCUCUAUUUCGAGAAUCAGAUGGGCUUUUAUUUGGAGUAACAAGUUUCGGCGAUGGUUGUGGAUAUCCAAAGUCACCUGAUGUUUAUGCAAAAGUUACAUCAGCUUUAGACUGGAUUUACGAUGUUAUGAAUUAUUCUGGGGACAUUUAGGAUUGCAUGCUCAAAAAUUCAGAUCAUAACUGCAAAAAAUG
Chironomus riparius is the source of this 912-nucleotide messenger RNA. The record is from the annotation of a GenBank genome assembly. Lineage: Eukaryota; Metazoa; Arthropoda; Insecta; Diptera; Chironomidae.